UCUGGGAUGUAGUUACUCUUCUAAUAUUUCACUCCUAAUAUGAGCGGCUUUUUGUGUUAGAAGUGACAUUCUUGUGCGAGGACAGUUUGUCCGUUGUUUUUCUUUCGUCCUGCGUGUUGGACUCAGCCCUCGGAGGAUUAUUUCGGUCGCAGCCAUGAUGGCGUCCAACUACAACGCCAAGGAAGAGGACGGGCAUCACUCCGGUUCUUCGAGUCACGGCGGCCCCGGCCCCGUGAAGAACAAGAAGCCGGAUAACACGGCCUUUAAACAGCAGAGACUUCCAGCCUGGCAGCCCAUCCUGACCGCCGGCACCGUGCUGCCCGCUUUCUUCGUCAUCGGCCUCAUCUUCAUCCCCAUCGGCAUCGGCCUCUUUGUGACGUCAAACAACAUCAAAGAGUUCGAGAUUGAUUACACCGGCGUGGACGCGUCCAGUCCGUGCUACAGCUGCGCUCAGAACUUCAGCUGGAACAGCAGCACGCCAUGCGUCUGCUUCAUCAACUUCACCUUGGAGCAGCCGUUUGAGAGUAACGUCUUCAUGUACUAUGGAUUGUCCAACUUCUAUCAAAACCACAGACGUUACGUGAAGUCGAGGGACGACAGCCAGCUGAACGGUGAUCGUUCUGCUCUCAAGAAUCCGAGCAAGGAAUGUGAUCCGUACCGGACAACCGAUGGUGUGCCCAUCGCUCCUUGCGGGGCCAUAGCUAACAGCCUCUUCAACGACACUCUUGAGCUCUAUUAUAUUGAUGUAAAUGGAAGCAGAACAGAGAUCCAUCUGGCUAAGAAGGGUAUUGCCUGGUGGACUGACAAGCACGUGAAGUUUAGGAAUCCUGGUGGAAGCAACAACAACCUGACUGCAGCUUUCCAAGGAACUACCAAACCGGUGAACUGGAGGAAGCCGGUCUAUGAACUGGACCCACUGGAUCCUGACAACAACGGUUUUAUCAAUGAGGAUUUCAUUGUGUGGAUGCGCACAGCCGCCUUACCCACUUUUCGUAAACUCUAUCGUAUCAUCCAGAAGAAGUCGAGCAUGACUCCAACUCUGCCCAGCGGCAAAUACCUCCUGAAUAUCACCUACAAUUACCCCGUGCUCAGCUUUGACGGCCGGAAGCGGAUGAUCCUGAGCACCAUCUCCUGGAUGGGAGGGAAGAACCCCUUCCUGGGCAUUGCCUACAUCACUGUGGGCUCCAUCUGCUUCUUCCUGGGUGUGGUCCUGCUCAUCAUCCACCAUAAAUACGACACACGCAACAACAGCGCCGAUAUCCCGAACUGAGUGUGCCGCACGUGCACCGGGAGCCACUCAGCUUGCUGAUUUUUUUUUUUUUCUUACGAAUUCUCUGUAAAUGUGUUUGAGUAUUGGCCUCGUGCGUCGCAUCCACAGCAGAGGUCAGUCAGGGUCACAAAUAUUUGGACACUCGGUUUGUUUUAACUUUUUACCGCAGCAGGAAGAGUUUACAGCAAAUUAAGAAACCAGCUCAAAGUGCAGACUUUCACUAUCAAUGAGGAAAGUUGUUCUAGGUUUGGGGUGGGUCCAUGUUAGGUGGUCGUGGUCCGUGUGAUCAGUGCUGGGAGCCUCACAUCUGCUCAGACUUUCUCACUUUUAUGUUAUUUUUUUUAAAGUUGUGAAACCUGACCUGCAGGAGCUCCUCUCAUCCGUAUGUGACAUUAACGCAUUCUCUCUGUUUGGUGCUAAUUUUAGCUCACUAUGUCUGUGGGACACUGUUAGCUUGUUUGCUGCAUGUCUACUGUUAAAGUUAGCUUGGUGUGACUGAUACUAAUCUUAGUUUUAGGACAUCUCAUGCUGAUUUUAGCUUUUGCCCGGGUGUGACAUUAGCGCACGCGUGCACAUUCGAACACAGAAAAACUGUGGUGAGCUGACAUUUGCCGUUUGGUAUGUUUAUGUAUUUUGGGUCAAGGAUGAACAGCGCAAAAAAUGGAAAGUUGAUAGGAACGACAAAUAUUUUUGGAGAAAUCAGGGAACAACAGUGAACGAUGGACGUUGAUAUUUACAUUCUAGAUUCGCACUCCAACUUAUUAUAGAAACUUUGCAUAGUUUAUUACCACCCUUGAAAAAUGUCAGGUUCCUAUUUUAUAAACACUACCCAGUCUAGAUCCCGUGGAUCCCCACGGACAACACACCUGUUAAUAAUUAAACAGAACUUUUAGAGGUUUUUGUCUGAAAGGUCACAACUGUUUAGAUUUAUUUAUCUUAUUUAUUUUAACUUAUUUUUUUCAGGUAGGAGGAAGAUCACUUUGUGUCACUUUACAGAAAAACCUUGUACCCAACAUGGGUGGGGAAGAAAAAAAAAAAAAAAAAAUCAAAGAACUGCCCAGAAAGAGGUCAUGACCGAGGUCACGCGCUCGUGCAGCGUGUUGUCCAUCCACCACACCACGGUCCUGGGUGGCGGUUUGGACAGUAACCGUCCAUCUUCUGCAGCCGGGUGAACAGUGGGUGUGUCCUUGGCCUGAUCCAGCUGUAGGAGUUCUGGACCCUGAGGGACCCGCCUGCUGGGUCAGGUCCAGAUGCUGAUGCUCCUCCUGAUUAUUUAUUUAGUCUUUGUGCAACAUUCGGGUCUUUUCUGUUGACCGUUGACUCUGACAUGCUGAAAUCCUGCAGCAUGUUCUUGAUCUGGCUUCCAAAGACACUCGACACGGGUCAUCUGUUUGUGUCCAUGAGUAAGUUCAGGAUGAGGGUCUGCACCGAUGAGCUCCUUGUCCUGAUUUGCUGUGAACUUCGGGGUAAAAGGUUUAAAAGAAAUGUUUGCUGGCGUUUCUGUGCUCGUAGCUUUUGGACUUGGGCUGCUGACUUAUUUAUCUGUGAUAUUAAAAUGUUUAAUGGUUUCUGUUUAAGCUUUCUAAAAGCGCUUGUGUUUCGGGCUUGGUUGUUGAAUGUUUAACGCCUGUUUUCUGUCUGAGCUGAUGAAUGUAUUUAUUUGAUUUUGGUGAUUUGUGACCCGUCGUUGUGAAACCUUCCUAUUGAAGUAUUUUAUCGACCACCUUGAACCAACAACCAGACUGAAGCAGUUUGAACUUGAUGACAAACGUAUCCUGUGAAUUUGAAGAAUCUUACUGGUUAUAGUACUGAAACAGUUUGUUUUUGGUGGAAUGUUCGCUCACUUACUUCACUGUUGACCAAAUGAAAUGCACUUUAAAUUUCAUGUUUGUUUGUUUGUGUCCACAUUCAGCCCGCUGUUACUCUCUGUGCUUCAUGUAAUCAGUAAAUUGUUUAAAUGUAAAA
Thalassophryne amazonica is the source of this 3235-nucleotide messenger RNA. Its product is annotated as cell cycle control protein 50A-like. Gene Ontology annotation, biological process: phospholipid translocation. NCBI's taxonomy places the organism in Eukaryota, Metazoa, Chordata, Actinopteri, Batrachoidiformes, Batrachoididae. The transcript is spliced from 7 exons. The coding region runs from base 155 to 1270 and encodes 371 amino acids. The record is from RefSeq and is a predicted model, not a curated record. Gene Ontology annotation, cellular component: plasma membrane; endoplasmic reticulum; Golgi apparatus.